Messenger RNA from Drechmeria coniospora, 1113 nucleotides. RefSeq lists its product as uncharacterized. NCBI's taxonomy places the organism in Eukaryota, Fungi, Ascomycota, Sordariomycetes, Hypocreales, Ophiocordycipitaceae. The record is from RefSeq and is a predicted model, not a curated record. The coding region runs from base 1 to 1113 and encodes 370 amino acids. The transcript has a single exon.
AUGGAUGUCGCCUACAGCCCCCGCGCUCUUCGCGAGCGACGCAAGAGCCGGUCGUCGACCAACAUCAACCAUCUGUCCCUCGCCCCCUUGACCGUCAAGCUCCCCCUCGACGAUGCCGACAAUCUCCCCGACGGCCACACGCACCAGACCAUGUCCUACCUGCAAGGCAAGUCGGCACCGACGACGCCUCGCCUCCUCUCGCGCUCCACGACCCCCUCCCGCUCCCGCUCCCAUCAACGAAAUCCCUCGGCCCCCAGCGGCGCCGUCUCCAAGAGCAAGUCUUCGACCCACCUCGCCGCGCGGAAGCCCAUGUCCGGCUCGGUCACGCCGAGGCGCCGGAGGGACGAUCGGUCCGUCCCCGCCGCCGUCGACGACAGCGACUGGAUCCUCCGCACCGGCGCCCUCAUGAGCUCCGAGGCGCGCGAGUACAAGGGCCAGACCUGGCUCGUCUCGCGCCAGAGCUCCACGAGCCUCGCCGGCAUGCGGGACGUCGACGAGGUCGUCUUCGAGCAGGAGCUCGCCCGCGAGCGCGAGCUGCACAGCCGACGCGGCAGCUCCGCCCUCGCCGACGACGACGCAACCCCCAACGGCAGCCGCUUCCCCAGCCGCUUCCAGAGCCGGUCCCACAGCCUCGUCGACGGCCGCAGCCGCGCGGCGACGCCCCUCGACCACGCCUCGGCCGAAGGCUCCUACUUCCCCGCCGCCUGCGCCGCGCCGGGACCCGACUUUGUCAACCUCGACGAGAAGCUUGAGCAGCUCGAGGAGGACGAGGCCCGCGACACGACGCUCGAGGACGAGGUUGCCGUCCGCAGGCUCGUCCGCCGCGGCCAGCCGGGCAAGAGCGGCUCCUGGAUCAGCAACGCCAUCAGCUGGUCCCUCUUCUCCGUCGACGAGAGCGAGGAGGAAUCCGACGACGACGAAGCCGACGACGACGCCGACGAUUCCCCGACCGAGGACGAGCUGUCGCCGACGGGACGGCGGGGUCGCUCCGGACGCCACUUCGAGGGCGUCUCCAACGCACCCCUCGAGAGGUUGCCGCCUCCCGCCACCGACGAGGGUGGGUGGAAGGACGCAGCCUGGCUGCUGAGCGUGGCAACCAAAAUUGUUUUCUAG